Molecule: messenger RNA, 1214 nt
Organism: Papaver somniferum (opium poppy)
Lineage: Eukaryota; Viridiplantae; Streptophyta; Magnoliopsida; Ranunculales; Papaveraceae
Exons: 2
Coding region: 10-984 (324 amino acids)
Source: RefSeq, a predicted model, not a curated record
UUGUACUUGAUGGAAUCAACAUCAACAACAAUGGGGAAAAAUCUAGGAAUGAGAUUUAAGAGAAUAGCAGAAGCGUUUAAUCAAGGAGCUAAGGCAAGAAUGUGUGCAGAGAGUAGUGGAAGUGAACAUUCAGCAGUAGGGGAUAAUAAUACUUCACCUGAUGAUCUUUCUGACUUGGUUGAUUUGUUUCUUGAGCGAGGAUAUGAUGAUAAUGAAAUUGAGUUUCAAGAACAUGAAAAAAAGGUAGUUAAAGUUAAAGAGAAGAAGAAAGGAUCUGAUGAUGAUGAUUUGGAUGAGUUUAUGGAUGAUUCUGAAACUAAAGAUAUGUUAAAAGACCUGUUAUUAGGAUCCCAAGAUGGGGAUUCUCAAGUUCGAAGAAAAAUUCGCGAUGAAACGGAAUUAGCUUUUAAAGAUACCAGAAUGAGCUCUUCAGAAGAUGGAUUUAGAAGACGAUUAAUGACUAGAUUACGUCAAAGAGGUUUUGAUGCAGGUCUUUGCAAAUCAAGAUGGGAAAAAACGGGUCGGUUUCCAGCAGGAACGUUCGAGUAUGUAGAUGUGAUUGUCUCAGGAAACCGUUACAUUGUUGAAGUACAUCUUGUUGGAGAAUUCACCAUUGCUAGACCAACAAAUCGUUACAUUACUUUGCUCGAAGCGUUUCCUCAAAUUUUUGUUGGGAAACCGGAUAAACUAAAACAAGUAGUGAGAAUAAUGUGCGAGGGUAGUAAACAAUCGUUAGAGAAAAAUGAUAUGCACAUUCCACCGUGGAGAAGAAAUGGGUAUAUGCAAGCGAAAUGGCUUAGCAUGUACAAGAGAACGAUCAAUUCCGUUGCGGAUAUGGUUGUGUCAGGUUCGGGAACUGGCAGACGGUCGGUCGGAUUUGGCACAAUUCCAGCACCUGUGAAGGUCUAUUAUUGUAGAGAUGAGUUAGAGCGGAGAAGAGAUGUGGUGGGAACGGGUAAAAAAGUAGGCCAAUUAUUAAUUUGAUGGCAUCAGCGAUCAGAUUGUUAGAAUCAGAAUUCACUUGUAUACGCGGAAUCCCCUAAGAAACAUCCCGUUCAUGAAAUGAUGGUAAAAAUUUCAACAAUGAAGUUGGUGGAAGACCCAAGUCAACCUGCAGGCUUUUUGAAUAGACUAGAAACCUCAAUCGUAAGAUUUCUUCAGUAUCUCAUUGUUUCUUAUGUUUGUUAUCAAUUUUGUAAAUGAUUUUGUUAGUA